This is a messenger RNA of Sphenostylis stenocarpa, 567 nucleotides long. The record is from the annotation of a GenBank genome assembly. NCBI's taxonomy places the organism in Eukaryota, Viridiplantae, Streptophyta, Magnoliopsida, Fabales, Fabaceae.
AUGGAACAUAAUGACACCGAAAUCAAUGAUUUCUCAUUGGGUUUCAUCAAUGAUGACGGCGCUACAGAGAACUUCAUAGAAGAUGGUAACACGGAUGAUUAUUCAGGCUCUCCUGGUUUUGAGAUUGUUGAGGAAAAAAAGGUCAAUCAUGGGAUGCUUGUUUCGACUCGUCAAGUGGCCGAGACAUUCUUUCACAAGAUGGUUCCUUCACAAACCGUCCAAGUUCAGCUUAAUUCAGUGAUGGCAAACAAUCAUUACGUAGAGAAUGCAGAGGCAAUGAUAAUGAUAAUGGAGAAGCAAGGGUCUUUGUUAAGGAAGGUUAAGGCCUAUGUGAUGGGGAAGCUAAUAAAGCCAUCAAUGACAAUAGCAAGUGCGAUUGUAUUCAUCUUUGCACUUGUGUUGAUGCAUUGUGCUUAUUUGAAGGAAGAAGUUGAAAUUUGGAAUGAGACAUACACUGAUAUUAGUGCUACCAACAUGAAGACAAUGAGACAAUCGUCUCAGAUGAUGAAAUGGAAUGAGUCAAAUGAUGAGGUUUGGAAGAAGCACAAUGGAGUGUUCUCAAACUAG